AUUUCCAACAAAUGCACCGUUGCCGACUCGGUAUCUGCUGUGUUGGGAACAAUAUUUUUAGAGUGGGCUCUUUUCUUCAAACGCCUUAUCGAAGACAGUUGUACAUGCGAAAUUAGAUGUGUGCAUUUAACGUGUAUAAAUUUUGAAUAAAGCAGCAAGGUAAAUCCUUACCUUGGUGGAGCGGGAUUGGACAGAACCACUCUCUUUUACACAGGAAAUUUCGAAUCGCUUGGAAACGGCAUUAAGAGAAAACGAGGUUCUAUAAGAAUCCUGAAACAUUCGAAAAGUAUUAGUGCGACCGAAAGCGCCAAUACCGACUCAGUGUUCACAGCCAUCCAAGGCAUGCCUAGGUCUUCAGUGCAGGAUGCAAAAAUUCUCUUGAAAGUACGUGUUCUGUGAAAACUCAGAAAUCAAAGCAAUCGGAGUUCAGAUAGAUUGUAAACUGUUCUAUAAAGUCCGCAAAAGCGUUUAGAGCGGCGGUAAUAAAGAAGGCCAAAAGAGUUUCAUGAAGAUCCUUCUGUAAAGGCGAAGAAGGGGAUUACGAAUCCUAAAGGUUUAGGCGCAUUCACGUCAAAACGCUAUUUCCUUGGGUUAUCUUAGAAGUGUGGAAGGUGACUGGACUUCGAGCAGCAAGGAAGGGGCCCGCGGACUUUAGAACGGCGAUAUAGCUUUCUUGGAUCUUCUAGACGAGCAUGAUCUCACAUGAGCUUUAAAUUCGUUCAAAUCAUUCAAGUACCGGAACCUGAUGACAUCAUACCUGUGCAACUUCAGCGGACGGUAAAGGUGUCAUUAAGCUAUUUGACCCACAUCUACACGAACUGUGUAUGAAGAUCACAUUCCCAGGAGGUGGAGACAGCCGGUGGUGUGCUUAUCUGUUAGUACAUACAAAUCGCUGCAGUAGGAUGGACGAUGCUAAAAGUAUGAGCUCAUUUACCGCAACGGAAUACGACAAUGAUGAACUAGUGCCGCCGCAAUGGUUGAACAAUGGCUUCUUCGAGCAUGUCUUGCAGCCCCAAAACAGCGGAGAAAUUUGUCAAAUAACAAAUAUGGAAAUUCAGCCAGCAACCAAAAAAGGUGAACACUAUGCCAGUGCCAUGUUCCGAGUUAAGGUGACGUUUAUUUUGUCCGGCGACUGUGAUGCCACACAAUGCCAGCAAACUAAGUCAUUUAUUGUCAAAGCGCUACCGGAGUUGGCGGGUGAGAAGCAGCGUUUGCUGGAGAACUCAAAGCUUUUCGAAACCGAAAUCGGCAUUUAUAACGAUGUCUUGCCCAAACUGGUGGAGAAGCUGCGCUUGGCAGGCGAGUGCAUACGAUUUGGCGCAGAUUGCCUGCAUCAUGCUCUGAUGCCCAACAAGGUAUUGGUUUUUGACGAUCUAAAGCAGCUAGGCUACGAAAUCGUUCGCAAUCGUGCAUUGACUUUGAGCGAAAUAAAAGCAGGCUAUCUCAAGUUAGCCAAGUGGCAUGCGGCAAGCUAUAAAUUGGCGAACGAGCAACCCAAAAGUUUUGAAACAUAUGCUGAUAGUUUCAUGACCCUACCGUAUGUCGUCAACAGCUCAUUCAUAUCUGGCGGUAUCAAGAACUUUAUCGAUAUGCUCGAUACGGUGUCGUCGUUAAGCAUGUACAAAAGUUACUUCCAGCUCCUGCAGUCCGACUGGGCUACCAAAUGUCGUGCAACGUAUACCGAGUAUUUUUCUAAUCGUCAACUACAAACCUGGUAUGGCAUCUGCCAUGGAGAUUUGCUCGCCAAUAAUCUGAUGUUCCGACAUGAUUCUCUUACUAGCGAAUUGGAGGAUGUAUUGCUCGUGGACUACCAGCUCGCUUAUAUGGGACCUUUAGUCAACGAUCUCAUAUAUUCUUACUUUAUGCUCUAUACGCCGGAGCAACGCGCCAGCAAUCAUGACGAACUUUUUGAGUAUUAUUUCAGACAUUUUGUUCAAACUUUGGAGUUACUUGGAUGUCAAACAGAACUGUUAACCUUUGAGAGUUUCCAGCAACAACUGAAGAGACAGAGAGCUUUAGCACUAUUUCUCUUAGUCAGCUUCCUGCCCAUACGCUAUGCAUUGCGCGCUGGUUUAAUAGACAGAGAUCACUUGAUGGCCACCGACGAGGAACGUCGCGACCUCUACUAUGACAAAAAUUACAUCGCAGAGUUGCACACCAUUCUACCAAUGUAUUUACAAUUAGGUUAUUUAAAUGCAAAGCAAUUUAAACGAACGGCGCAUUACUACUUCUCUUCGCCUAAAGUGCACCGGCAUACGAACGUAGCUCCGCGUAUACAAAAUUUGCAUUCCAUAAACUGCAUUGAAAUGGCAACUAGCGAGAAAAACAGUGAGGAUCACCUUACUUCACCGGAGUGGUUGAACGUGGCAUUUUUCGAAAAUAUUCUAAAACAAGUCGAAGCUGAAAUCGCGAAGGUGACCAAUUUAGAGCUGAAACCGGGCACAUUGCAAAACGAUAACUACGCUAGUAUUUUGUACCGAGCCAAAGUCAACUACACACUGCAAUCGCAGCCAAAGCAAGAGAAGACCUCCUCGUUCAUAUUAAAAGUCAAACCUUUCGUAGAAGGCGUUAAGAAAGAAAUGCUUGGCGAUAUGCAUUUAUUCCAAACUGAAACACUCAUGUAUACUAAAGUGUUGCCAAAGAUCGAGAAGGUGCUAAGGCAAUAUGGCGACCAGACCAUUUUGGCACCAAAGCUCAUCGCCAGCAGCGCCAGCCCCACGCAGACAUAUGUGAUGUUUGACGAUUUAACACUACAAGGUUACACCACUGUUGGAACUCGGCACAUAGAUUUGGAUGAAGGGAAAAUUGCCAUGCUCAAACUAGCAAAACUGCAUGCGAUCAGUUAUAAAUUGAAUAAAGAGGAGGCAAAUGCUGUCAUCACUUCCUUGGACAAGGGUUCAAUGAAUUCUAUUGACCUCGAAAAGUUUCCAUUUAUUAAGCAUGGCAUUAGAUUGCUCAAAGAAGUCCUAAGUGAACACAUUGAUCUAAAACAAUUUGUGUCACACAUAGAGUCGGUCGAGCAUUUACUACUGCCAAAAACGCUCGAGUUGUUUAACGCGCACAGCAAUGGUAAGCGAGAUGGCAUAUUAGUGGUUAACCAUGGUGACUUUCAUUUGAAGAACAUGAUGAUCCAAAAAGUUGAUGGCAAACUAACUGAUCUUAUGCUGUUUGAUUAUCAGAUCAGCAUAUUUGGGUCGCCGGCAAUUGAUCUGCAUUAUGCGUUCACGAUGAUGUUUAGCCCCGAAAUGCGGCGUGAUCACUACGAUGAGCUCCUUAACUUUUAUAUCAGCAAUUUUCAGCAGACGCUACGCAAAACGGAAUUCAAAGGACAUAUACCGACGGAUAUUGAAAUUCGACAAGAAUUGAAAAAGCAUAAAUAUUGGCAACUGUUUUUAUUCCUGACCUUUCUAAAAAUCAACCAUGCUUUGGUCGAAGAAGAUGCAGACCUAGCAGGGAUCAUUGAAAAUCCAGUGGCACAAAAACAAAGUUUACAAAAUCCAAAAUUACUGAAAGAGUUACGAGAGCUGUUGCCGAGAUUUCUGGAAAGUGGUUAUUUCGAAUUAGAGUAAUACUUAAAAAUAUAUAUUACAUUAUUUCUUACUGUUAUCUUUAAACGUUGUUCUUAUUGCAAAAUGUGUAUCCAGUUUUAGCAAUCUAUGAAUAUAUUUGUGUGUGUAAUGUGCGAGAUAUAAAUAAAAAAGAUUCUGUGGUUCAUA
Messenger RNA from Bactrocera neohumeralis, 3716 nucleotides. RefSeq lists its product as uncharacterized. NCBI's taxonomy places the organism in Eukaryota, Metazoa, Arthropoda, Insecta, Diptera, Tephritidae. Bases 825 to 3569 code for a protein of 914 amino acids. The record is from RefSeq and is a predicted model, not a curated record. The transcript has 12 exons.